Penicillium nucicola is the source of this 1122-nucleotide messenger RNA. Its product is annotated as transcriptional regulator family TF. NCBI's taxonomy places the organism in Eukaryota, Fungi, Ascomycota, Eurotiomycetes, Eurotiales, Aspergillaceae. The coding region runs from base 1 to 1122 and encodes 373 amino acids. Gene Ontology annotation, molecular function: metallopeptidase activity. The record is from RefSeq and is a predicted model, not a curated record. The transcript has 7 exons.
AUGAUGGGUUUUGCUCGCCCUGUAGGGGCUUUCAGAACCCUACUUGCCCAGCUUAUGCUCUUGACGCAAAUUGUGUUGAUUGCGCAAGCUCACCCUUACAGCAAUCACUCUAUUUUCCCACUAGGCUCGGAGGAUGACCUCCAUCAUGUCUUUACAAGAGCCACUGAUGCUGAAUUUACGGCCCUGCCAAAUUCUGGUAGAAUUCGAGUGCACACGAGCUGCUUGAACCAUUGGAGUUUAGGUGACUGGGAUGCCACUAUUAAUCAACUAAAAGCUGUGGCCAAUUACGGCGCGCUGGCUACUCAAAUGACACUCGACAUGAUCAACAACAACAUGAACAACAACAAUCCAACCCUGCAUCCUCAGCAAAGACGGAUGAUAGAUCUCUUCAUGGUUCUUUAUGGGACCUUCAAGUGGAAUGAUGUCGCUGCAAAGACAAGAGUCAGAGACCGCGCUAUACGAGUGAAUCAAAUGGCUGCUAUUUUUGCGAGUGGUCUGAUCCAAAACACGGCCAUCUGGAAUUUCAUUUGCGACGAGAGCGAAUGGGUCCUCGACCCUAACGUCCCUUCUCAUAUCAAAAAAGAAUAUUGGAUGAUCAAUGCCCUACCAGCUGGUCCUCGCAGUCAGAAAAACAGCACGUCUCUUUGUACGAUUCCAAACGGUUUUGCGGCUGGAUACGGCGGUGGACAAGCGGAAGCAGUGACGUUAACAGCCGCUCACACUCCGGGUCAACCUAGUUGGAUGGCAUUUUGUGCUGGGGUGUGGUCUGUGUUGCAAUUUCAGACGAAAGUCUGGUUUCAACCUGCAAAGAAAGCAGCAGUUGUGCAAAACGGUGAUUUUCUUUAUCAUAUGAUACACAACACACCGGAGCGACUCCUCGCGCAUGAGUUCACCCACGGGCAUACCCAAUUUGGUGCUUAUCGUGCAACGGAUAUAGCGUAUGGCUGGGGAGAGAUCGUUGCACUUGCUAUAAAAGACAACGCUCAAACUGAUGCUACCCAGUCACUGGCUGUCAUAAAUGCUGAUACUUUCACAUAUUGGAUCAAUGGUGUAUAUUUGGAGAUGUGCAACUUCCGUAGCGGGAGGUGUGAAGACCCUGAUCAGGCAGCAAAAACGCCCUAA